CGCCGCCGCAUCACCUGUCCGGAUUUGAAAGAUUAAAAACUCCGGGUGGAGAGAGCGGCGGCGUUUAAUGUGUGGCAGAAGCGCUGCGGGUCACGGGUUGGCGCGCGACCGGGCAGCUGGCGGGGUCUCUACACCAUGAAUUACCCGGGCCGCGGGUCGCCGCGCAGCCCGGAGCGUAACGGCCGAGGCGGCGGCGCUUGGGAGCUGGGCUCGGAUGCAGGGCCGGCGUUCGGCGGCAGCGUCUGCUGCUUCGAGCACCUGCCGGGCGGGGACCCGGGCGACGGCGACGUGCCCCUGGCCCUGCUGCGCGGGGAGCCGGGGCUGCACUUGGCUUCGGGCGCCGAGGACCACAACCACCACCUGGCGCUGGACUCCUGUCUCAGUGACGAGAACUAUGAUUUCAGCUCGGCGGAGUCGGGCUCCUCGCUGCGCUACUACAGCGAGGGCGAGAGCGGCGGCGGCGGCAGCUCCUUGUCGCUGCACCCGCCGCAGCAGCAGCCGCUGGUCGCGACGAACUCCGGGGGUGGCGGGGCGGCGGGAGGGGGGACAGUGGAGCAGAGGAAGCGCACUCGGCCGGGCUGCCAGGCUGCCCGGCACCGCUACGAGGUAGUGACGGAGCUGGGCCCGGAGGAAGUGCGCUGGUUCUACAAGGAGGACAAGAAGACCUGGAAGCCCUUCAUCGGCUACGAUUCGCUCCGCAUCGAGCUCGCUUUCCGGACCCUGCUGCAGGCCACGGGGGCCCGGCCCCAGGCCGAGGACCGGGACAGCGACCAUGUGGGCGGCUCGGCGUCUCCCGCGGGUCCGGCCUCCAGUUCCGGGGAGGACGACGACGAGGACCGCGCCUGCGGCUUCUGCCCGCGCACGGCGGGGCACGAGCCCGAGCUGGUGGAGCUGGUGACUAUCGAGCCAGUGUGCGUGCGGGGCGGCCUCUACGAGGUGGAUGUGACCCAAGGAGAGUGCUACCCAGUGUACUGGAACCAGGCUGAUAAAAUACCAGUAAUGCGCGGACAGUGGUUUAUUGAUGGUACUUGGCAGCCUCUAGAAGAAGAAGAAAGUAAUUUAAUUGAGCAAGAACAUCUCAGUUGUUUUAGGGGUCAGCAGAUGCAGGAAAAUUUUGAUAUUGAAGUGUCAAAAUCCAUAGAUGGAAAAGAUGCUAUUCAUAGUUUCAAGUUGAGUCGAAACCACGUGGACUGGCACAGUGUGGAUGAGGUAUAUCUCUAUAGUGAUGCAACAACGUCUAAAAUUGCAAGAACGGUUACCCAGAAACUGGGAUUUUCGAAAGCAUCAAGUAGUGGAACGAGACUUCAUAGAGGUUAUGUAGAAGAAGCCACAUUAGAAGACAAGCCAUCACAGACUACCCAUAUUGUAUUUGUUGUGCAUGGCAUUGGGCAGAAAAUGGACCAAGGAAGAAUUAUCAAAAAUACAGCCAUGAUGAGAGAAGCUGCAAGAAAAAUAGAAGAAAGGCAUUUUUCUAACCAUGCAACACAUGUUGAAUUUCUCCCUGUUGAGUGGCGGUCAAAGCUUACUCUUGAUGGAGACACUGUUGAUUCCAUUACUCCUGACAAAGUACGAGGUUUAAGGGAUAUGUUGAACAGCAGUGCAAUGGACAUAAUGUAUUAUACUAGCCCACUUUAUAGAGAUGAACUAGUUAAAGGCCUUCAGCAAGAGCUGAAUCGAUUAUAUUCCCUUUUCUGUUCUCGGAAUCCAAACUUUGAAGAAAAAGGGGGUAAAGUCUCAAUAGUGUCGCAUUCCUUGGGAUGUGUAAUUACUUAUGACAUAAUGACUGGCUGGAAUCCAGUUCGACUCUAUGAACAGUUGCUGCAGAAGGAAGAAGAGUUGCCUGAUGAACGAUGGAUGAGCUAUGAAGAACGACAUCUUCUGGAUGAACUCUACAUAACAAAACGACGGUUGAAGGAAAUAGAAGAACGGCUACAUGGAUUGAAGGCAUCAUCAGUGACACAAGCACCUGCCUUAAAAUUUAAGGUUGAGAAUUUCUUCUGUAUGGGAUCCCCACUAGCAGUUUUUUUGGCAUUGCGUGGCAUCCGCCCUGGAAACACUGGAAGUCAAGACCAUAUUUUACCUAGAGAGAUUUGUAACCGGUUACUAAAUAUUUUUCACCCUACAGAUCCAGUGGCUUAUAGAUUAGAACCGUUAAUACUUAAACACUACAGCAACAUUUCACCUGUCCAGAUCCACUGGUACAAUACUUCAAAUCCUCUACCUUAUGAACAUAUGAAACCAAGCUUUCUCAACCCAGCAAAAGAACCUACCUCAGUUUCAGAGAAUGAAGGCAUUUCAACCAUACCAAGCCCCCUGACCUCACCAGUCUUGUCCCGCCGACACUAUGGAGAAUCUAUAACGAAUAUAGGCAAAGCAAGCAUAUUAGGGGCUGCUAGCAUUGGAAAGGGACUUGGAGGAAUGUUGUUCUCAAGAUUUGGACGUUCCUCUACGUCACAGCCAUCUGAGACAUCAAAAGAUUCGAUGGAAGAUGAGAAGAAGCUAGUCGCCUCACCUCCUGCUACCACCAUAGCAGCACAGACCCUUCCACACAGCACUUCUGGCUUUCUCGAUUCUGCAUAUUUCAGACUUCAGGAAUCGUUCUUUAAUCUCCCACAACUUCUUUUUCCGGAAAAUGUAAUGCAGAAUAAAGAUAAUGUCCUCGUGGAGUUGGAUCACAGGAUUGAUUUUGAACUCAGAGAAGGCCUCGUGGAGAGCCGCUAUUGGUCAGCUGUCACGUCGCACACUGCCUACUGGUCAUCCUUGGAUGUUGCCCUCUUUCUUUUAACCUUCAUGUACAAACAUGAGCACGAUAAUGAUGCAAAACCCAAUUUAGAUCCAAUCUGAACUCAUGACAGACAUUAAUGGCCCAAAACUGAUUUUUUUUUCUGUUAAAAAUGUGUGUCAAGUUACAGAGAUUUUGGGGUUAAGUAUGUUUCACUUUUGUUUGGGGUAAGAAAUAUUUUGAAUUUAAAAGCACUUUAUUUUAUUUUUUUAAAAAAACAUGUUUUCAGUCCUAAAGAAGUUAUUUACAGUUUCCAUUCAUUUUGAUUAUGAAUCUGAUAGCCCCCUGCAGAGAGUCAAGCAAGCCUGGAAGUAAGGAAAGUUUAGGUGAACUGCAUGUAAAGGCUGUAAAUCACGAUCUAAUUUCUCCCAAAUAUAAAAACAUGUUAAUGAGUUGAAUCUAAUGUAUUAACCAAAAUAUGUUAUAAAUUGAAAAUGAACUAGGUCCAGUAUAUUCUAUGUAAAGAUCACAAGGUGGUAUCAUUGUUCUAGAUUUCUAUAAAAGCUUCCAUAUCCACAUCCUUUUGAAAGAAUAGAACAGAUUUAAAAUGUUUUGAAUUUAACUUGUUUAGAAAAACUAAUGCUGAAGAAGAAACAAUAUUUGAACUACUGUAUUUAUAAUUUAUUGCCUCUGACUAAUUGCUUUAUUUCAGUGUAUGAAACAUUACAUUUUUAAUAUUAUAAUUUAAGAACCACAUUUAUUUUCUAUACUGUUACAACCCUUUUUUCUCAGAACUCCAUCUUUGUACUCUUCAGAUGAAUAUAUACACACUGUGGCAUACUUGCAGUAUUUUUUUUUUCAUUAAAAACUUGAGGUUUCACACAAAUAACGCUAGUUCAAUUUUCUUAAUGAAGUUUUUAUUGUCACAUGUACCUCAGAGAAAACUAAAGUUUUUCUAAACUUGACACAGAGUACUCCAUAAUGGGUACAUUUCAUUAACUUUAUUAGAAAAUUACUAAAUGUCUUUAGAAUAGGGAGUAUGACAACUAUUUUAAAUGUAUAAACAUUUGUGUGCCAAACAAUUAACAUAUAUGAAGGGAUGGAAUGCCACUAACAAAUUUUAUUUUUAAAGUGCUUGAAAAACCAUUGAGAUUGAAGGCACAAUAAGUCCAGAUUCUGAGGCACUGGAAGGGUUUUCUUCAGCUGGAAUUGUUUCCACAGUGCUUUUCAUCUGAGGGGCUCAAAGUAUAAGAGGGAUACAUUCAAUAAUCUAUGUAGUAGCUCCUUGAGGUAAGUAAAUUAGUGUUAUUCUCAUGUUACAUGUUAAUGCACAAGGCACCAAAGCAUUUAAAGUGCCUUGCAUUAGAUUACAUCGCAAAUCAGAAAAGCUUGGAUUGAAUCCAAACUACUCUUUUAUAUGCUUUUCAGUGAAUUUAUUCACAUAUGACCUCCUAGUACUUUGCAAACAAUAAUAACAGAAGUUGCAAUUCAUAAUUUGGAAAAAUGACCAUGAAGCCAGUAUGUUACCCUGCUGCUUGACUUCUACAUUCUUGGAUUUGCACACACAAAGCAAGAGUUACGUAGAGGUGAUCAGUAGCCAUCUCUGCCACACCCAGCCCUCACUUCUGAGUGGUUUCCACUAGGCUCCACUUAAGGUGCUGUCUUUGCUUAUCCUGCAAGGAAUUUCUUAGCUUCCCAGUAAUUACUGUCAAACUGGAAGCAAAAUUGGCCAGUUGUGUAUCUCACCUACUCCUUUCUUUGUAAGAUAGUGGGGUCAGUGGCUUACUUGUAGGUUUUACUGAGCACCAUUAGUACUGUUGGCUAUUUUGGCCUCCUUGAAUUUGCACAACAUAAAGCACUUCUUUUUAGUGUUUUAAAAAAAUCCCAAGACUCCAUGACCAAGUAUAUGACUCACUAAGAAACCCUUGCUAUAAAAGGCUUUUGAUGCAAUCUCAGCAAAGCUGAAGCAAUCUCUUGAAUUUAGAGAUUCCUAUGAACUCAGGUCAUUUUCAUAGCCUGUUUAUUUUGUAGGUCUGAUUUAGUUCUCAGGAAAUUUAAACUCAUGUUAUAUGACUAUAUCAUUAAAGGUACUUGAGCACAUGUUGCUGUAGGUGGUGUGACGCUCAAAUAACGUAAGAACUUUAAGGGAUUCAUUCUUAACCACUGGAUUGUGAAGAGCCCUUUUUACCUGAGAAGAGUGAAAUUCAUGUCAAACUUUUUAAUUUGCUAUCAUUGAGGAAAAAGAAAAAUAUGUUCCCGUAGCCAUAAGAAAUUGCUUCCCUUUUUUAUUUCCAAAUAUUGAGAAAACAAAGUCAAACUUAACUACUUUGAGUUGAUUUGAAUUCUUGGAAAGAACAAUAUUCAAACCCCUUUUCAAAAUAAGAUGUUCUGGACUACUGGACAGGUAUUUUGUUUUUAAUUCAUUAUUUCAUCAGUAGAGAUGGUGAUUUUGGUUUUAUAGUAUCCUUGUUUCUAUGUCUCUGCAUGUUAUCAUGGGAUGUACUUGUAUAUACUCAUUAAUAUACAGAGUAUGUGUAAUUCUGGCUUGAUUUAGAAGCUAAGUCAGUUACUGAGUAACAUUUUGCAACUUUAUUCCAGCAAGUACUAAAUUGGCCAAAAGUUUUGUUUUUGAUACCAUUAAAAUUUUAUUCUCUA
Messenger RNA from Lemur catta (Ring-tailed lemur), 5377 nucleotides. It is a transcript of the gene DDHD1, whose product is annotated as DDHD domain containing 1. Gene Ontology annotation, molecular function: metal ion binding; glycerophospholipase activity. Lineage: Eukaryota; Metazoa; Chordata; Mammalia; Primates; Lemuridae. The record is from RefSeq and is a predicted model, not a curated record. Gene Ontology annotation, cellular component: cytoplasm. The transcript has 13 exons. The coding region runs from base 136 to 2844 and encodes 902 amino acids.